GGUUGUUAUUGAAAUAGUCAUCACUGGUGUACGUUGAUAAAUAUAAAAUAGUUUCACCAGACCGUCAAGCGGACGAGAACGACGAGGUUGUGCCUCGAAACCAAGGAUUCAAUUCAAACCCUCUGCCCAUCACAACAUCAACAUCAACACCACCAUCAUCCACUCCUCAUGACGGACUCUGCGAAAAUGGCACCAGAACCACUAGUCACUCACAUCUACACAGCCGACCCCUCGGCCCACGUCUUCGAGGGCAAGAUAUACGUAUAUCCAUCUCACGACCGAGAAAACGACAUUGGAUUCAACGACAACGGCGACCAAUAUGACAUGGUCGACUACCACGUAUUAUCCUUAUCCGAGAUUGGCGGCGCCGUGACCGACCACGGCGUGGCACUAACCGCUGCCGACGUGCCAUGGGUGUCGAAACAACUAUGGGCGCCCGACGCAGCCUUCAUCGACGGGAAAUACCUGUUAUAUUUCCCUGCCCGCGACAAGGAAGGCAUCUUCCGAAUCGGAGUUGCCGUGAGCACCGACGGCCCCGCCGGACCGUUUGUCGCAGACCCAGAACCCAUUCCCGGAAGUUUUUCCAUCGAUCCGGCUAGUUUCGUCGACGAUGAUGGCCAGGCUUAUCUCUAUUUCGGCGGGAUCUGGGGCGGCCAGUUGCAAUGCUGGGUGGAUGGGAAGUUCGACGAUUCCAUGUCUGGACCGCAGGAACCAAAGGGGAGUGAUGUUCCCGCAUUGUUGCCUCGUGUGGCUAAACUGUCUGCCGAUGGACACACCUUUGCCGACGAGGUCCGAGAAGUUCAGAUUCUAGAUGAGAGUGGGAACCUCCUGGUUGCAGAUGACCACGAUCGUCGGUUCUUCGAGGCGGCUUGGGUCCAUAAGUACAAUGGAAAGUACUAUUUCAGCUACUCGACUGGCGACUCUCACUUUCUGGCCUAUGGGAUUGGAGAUAGCCCGUUGGGCCCUUUCACUUAUGCUGGCCGCUUCCUUGAGCCGGUUGUUGGUUGGACUACUCAUCAUUCGAUCGUUGAGUUUCAGGGCAAAUGGUAUUUGUUUUACCAUGACUGUGAGCUGAGCAAGGGCGUCAGUCAUUUGCGCUCUGUCAAGGUUCGGGAAAUUGUGUAUGACGAUCAAGGCAAGAUCAGUUUGGCCGAGAAGCAAUAGUUUGGUGGGAUAUGACCAACUCAAUGUUCGCCAAUGGCCUUACACCAGCGCCUAAUGAAGCGAUAGCGUUUCUAGGCUGAAUCUACACUGG
This is a messenger RNA of Exophiala mesophila, 1255 nucleotides long. RefSeq lists its product as uncharacterized. Gene Ontology annotation, biological process: carbohydrate metabolic process. The transcript is spliced from 2 exons. The record is from RefSeq and is a predicted model, not a curated record. Gene Ontology annotation, molecular function: hydrolase activity, hydrolyzing O-glycosyl compounds. The coding region runs from base 169 to 1164 and encodes 331 amino acids. Lineage: Eukaryota; Fungi; Ascomycota; Eurotiomycetes; Chaetothyriales; Herpotrichiellaceae.